AGACUCACUCGGAUGGUUUAAAACUACGGUAAAGGCUUUUGUACGCGUUGUCAAGCGCCUGAUUGAUUAUCAACUGAGAAAAUGAUAAAAAAUGCAAAUAGUACAAUAACCAGAACACAGUUUUUCUUUUCACGAUCACAGAAAAGAAGCUUUCAUUUCAACAAAGUCAUGAUGCAGGACACACGCCCACCGGAUCACAGACAGCGGCGAAUGGACCAUCUGCGGUUGUUGAACUACUCCAUGUCGGUGGACGAGGCGGCAGUGAGCGCCACCGUCCGUACAUCCGGGUUUCACUACUCAGACUUUUGCUCCAAGAACGGACUACCAAAACCCUGGCAGAUGAUGAAGCUACUGGAAUCCUGUCGAUUUUUCUCUCAUCAUUGGCCGCUUGACGAUACAGGCAGAACGUUUAGAGAUUACGCUGAAGUGACGUCAGACCGAUUGACGUUUCUCGUGACGUCAUCUUUAGAUAUUGAAAAAGACUUGUACGAUCCUGCUAAACCCAAGUGCCCCCUGGACGUAGUCGUUCAAGGUGGCUACAUAGGGAGUACGUCAUUGAACUCUAUAGCUACGGUUCGUACGCUAGAUGGCGUAGACUUGAUAAAAAAUGUCAACCAAGUGGUCAGCGUCGACAAAUCGUCACGUCGGCCGUUGCGGUUACCGGAAUGGUGGAAAGAGAAGUAUGAAGAAUCAGCUAAGAAAUUCUCUGCUUUGAAGUUUGAUAGGUAUGCGAAGCCAGCGACCUUACCGUCUUUCAAAGUGCACGUCACACGCAGUGACCAGGACGGCAACAACCACACUAACUGGAGCUGCUAUGUUCGCUUUGGCUUGGACGGCUUGUAUCACAAUGUUAAGCACGGCCUUGUACAGCAUUUCAAUGAUCUGGAGAAACGAGGUCUCAAAAGAAUGGAGCUGUUAUUCUCGGGAGAAAGUUUUGAUGACGACAUUCUUGACGUUUACGUUUGGAACGAUCCAGAUGACGUCAACAAAGUCCGUGUGCACGUUGAGAAGGAGGGCGUUUUUCUAUUUCAGGGAAUGUUCGAAUAUUUUGCAGAUCCACUGUAUUGAAUCAAUGUAUAUGCGAAAGUGUAACGUUUGUUAAUUAAACAUACACAUACAUAUUAUGCUUAGUGUCAUGGAAGCAAGAAGCUGUAGUAUGUAUCUCUAAAUGUUCUUAUUACAGAACUUUCUUCUCAUGUGUUGGUAAAGUUGCAUAUUAAUCAAGUCCCAUUUAAAUUGCAAAAGAUAAAACGCUGCCGUUUGUUUUGUAGCGAUAAAACUUGGUAUCUGUUAAGCCAACAUUAAGACGUUCUUAUUCAGAUAGAUUUGAAAAUUGGUAGGUUCAACGUGGUUGCUGUUACCUUAAUCGAAAAUAAACAUGUUACCGAUUAA
Mya arenaria is the source of this 1392-nucleotide messenger RNA. RefSeq lists its product as uncharacterized. The transcript is spliced from 3 exons. The record is from RefSeq and is a predicted model, not a curated record. NCBI's taxonomy places the organism in Eukaryota, Metazoa, Mollusca, Bivalvia, Myida, Myidae. Bases 82 to 1068 code for a protein of 328 amino acids.